AGACAGAAAUAGAUUUUUGCAGUUGCACAUCUAUUGCUGCAUCAGUACUCUUUGGAAGCUCGCCUUCAUAUAAACUACAAAACCCAGAAAUAUGGUAAAAACUUUUAUUAUAUUAAAACAAAGUAGCUAGUUUAAUAUUUUAAUUAUUUAUUUAGAUUAAUUAAUUACCUUUAUAUAACAUUUUAUAUGUAAAAAUAAACUUUCUUUUAUUUUUACUAGACCGAAGUGAAACUCUCAGAAUCCCAGCAAAAAGGUAUGUUAAUCAUUUCCUUCUUCGAAUACUAACAUCCUUUAUUUAAUUCUAAAUAUGUAAUUUUUCCCUUUUUUUAACUUAAGAUAGUAUAUUUUAAAGUUAGAAUCUAAGUGAAAACCCUCUAAAUAUCUUAAUCUCUUAUGCUUAGAAGAGGGGAGGAGAUCAAAUUUCCAUCGGCUAACCAAAAAGUUUAUGCUCCUUUCUAGCAUACUUUUUUCAUUUAUUGACCUUAUUCCAACUCUUUCCGCUAUAUAGGAAGGAGAGAAGAGAAGGGAUAUGCUGGUGGAAAUUUUUAAUCUUCUCUACUGAUUUAUAUAAGGCAAAUGGUAGAUUAUUACGACUAGUUUCGAGUGUUAUGGUCCAAUUUUUAAAACUUAUACAUGUAUUUGUUUAUAAAAGGGGAAAGAUAAGUUAUAAAAUACAUCGGUAAAUGUAAGAUAUAUUGAAGAAAAUUUACUAAUAUUUAUAUAACAUUUCUAAAAACCAUCAAUCCAUACAAAAAGAGUUUAAGAAUGUUUUCCGUUAAAUACUUUUAAUUCGUUAAAGACAAUAAGAAAACUAGUUUGUAUAAAUAAUUUUCUUGCCGUCUGCUUAAGUGUUUUCUUAGACAAGUAAACUUGUAGUUUCUUUAUUUAAUUCUAUAUAUUUGGCGCCAUCUAGCGAUAUGCCUUAUUUUUCUUUAGCUUGUCAAGACGCUUUCAAUGCUUAUGAUAAGAGGGAUCAAGGAAAAAUUAAGACUGGAGAUAUUAGCGGAGCUAUGAAGGAUAUUGGUCACACUAUUAAGCCUGAUUGGUUGGAGAAAUUCGAAGAUGAAAUCGAUACAGAGGGAACCGGCUUUAUUGAAUUCGAAGAAUUUUGCGAUAUUGUUAAGAGAAAGAUGCAAGAGGAUGAAGACGAAAGAGAGUUGAAAGAAAUCUUUAGGGUCCUAGAUAAGGAAAAGAAAGGAGAGGUUGACGUAAAUGAACUUCGUUGGAUUUUGAAAUCACUCGGAGAUGAUUUGACGGAAGAAGAUAUCGAUGAUAUGAUCGCCGACGUCGAUACAGAUGGUUCUGGCUGGGUUGAUUACGAAGGUAAAUGA
Molecule: messenger RNA, 1331 nt
Organism: Dimorphilus gyrociliatus
Lineage: Eukaryota; Metazoa; Annelida; Polychaeta; Dinophilidae
Source: the annotation of a GenBank genome assembly